GUUAUAUCAAGAAAAAACAUGUAUAAUAAUGCAUGAAAUAUCAUGUUAUUUAUGACUAUUUUUACUAAUUAUUUGUACAUAUACAUACAUGAAAACAUCAUUGUAUGAUGAUCUUUUGUAAUCAAAGUAUUUAUAGUACAUACAUAUAUAUGUACAUAUAUUGAUUCAAGUUUAUUUCAAUUAUUAUGUUACUAUUUUAACCACUUAAUAUGGUGAUAACAAUUAUUCUAAAAUAGAAUUUUAUUUUUUAUUACAACUGAACUUAGUACCAUUAUCAUAUGUAUUGUUGGAUGUGGAAACAUCCAGUAAUGGUAAAGGCAGGUAAAGGGUAUCAUCAAUCGGACGUUCUCUAAGUCAAUGUAUCGUAAACGUAACAAAACCAAAUCCAGUUUGCCUUUUCAAAUGGCCUUAUAUAUAAAUCUUUGGUUAUUUCCAGUGUGGCUACUGAUUGUUAUUACAAACUUGGAUGUUAAAUAUGAUAGUUUAACAAAUAUUUAUAAAUUAAUAGGUCUAAUGGUAUUUUUAAUAUUGUUAAUAUCAGAAAUUCUAAAGUUAUAUUUGGGAUACAUUGGAAAUCUUGCUGGAAAGAUUCCAGAACUGGCUAGUUGUUGGUUCAUUUCACUACUGAUACAACUUCCUUUGGAAAUGUUUCUUCUUCUUGACCAUGAGCUGUUACCACAGUAUAGUGAAACAAUCAUAAAUUGUGUUAUGGUUUUUCUUCUUGUUGUUGAAAUUUUUACUGGUAUAAUUGCUCUUAAAAAUUUAGCAGAUUAUCGUGCUAAAACAUUUUAUUUGAUGCAACUGUAUAAUGGAUAUACGUGUAACAAAUAUGAAUUUAAACAUAAGUAGCUUUACUAUUGUUUUUUCUCCUAAUUAAACUUAAA
Osmia bicornis bicornis is the source of this 884-nucleotide messenger RNA. Its product is annotated as transmembrane protein 17-like. Gene Ontology annotation, cellular component: ciliary transition zone. NCBI's taxonomy places the organism in Eukaryota, Metazoa, Arthropoda, Insecta, Hymenoptera, Megachilidae. The record is from RefSeq and is a predicted model, not a curated record. The coding region runs from base 358 to 849 and encodes 163 amino acids. The transcript has 4 exons. Gene Ontology annotation, biological process: non-motile cilium assembly.